Molecule: messenger RNA, 1063 nt
Organism: Calidris pugnax (ruff)
Lineage: Eukaryota; Metazoa; Chordata; Aves; Charadriiformes; Scolopacidae
Gene: POLR1F
Product: TWIST neighbor
Exons: 4
Coding region: 22-993 (323 amino acids)
Biological process (GO): DNA-templated transcription initiation; DNA-templated transcription
Cellular component (GO): RNA polymerase I complex
Source: RefSeq, a predicted model, not a curated record
GCCGCUUCCGCCCGUGGCAGCAUGGCGGUGCCCGGGGACCCGCCGCCGCUCCCCCCGGCGCUGCCCGCCGCCGCCGUCCCUUCCUUCGCCGUGGCCCGCGGGCUGGUGGGGCGGCGUUACUCCUGCCUGGUGGUGGCGCCUCACCGGCGGCACGUCGCCCUGGCGCCGCGCUACCUGGGCCGCAAGCGCACCGGCAUCCGCGCCCAGCUGGACGCCGAGCUCCUGCGCUACUCGGAAAGCCUCCAGGGUGUGCCGGUGGCCUACGACAACAUCAAGGUGGUGGGCGAGCUCGGGGACAUUUACGACGACCAAGGGUUCAUCCACCUGAACAUCGAGGCGGACUUCGUCAUCUUCAGCCCCAAAAAAGGGAAAAAGCUGGUGGGUAUAAUUAAUAAAGUGGCCCCCAGUCAUAUUGGCUGUCUGAUACAUGGAUGCUUCAAUGCUUCGAUCCCGAAACCUGAACAGAUGUCAAUUGUACAGUGGCAGGAGCUGGGGUUAAAAAUAGGGGAUGAACUGAAAUUUCAAGUGUUGCACUUGGAUUCUGACGCAGCUGGGGUGUUCUUCAUUCGAGGAGGACUCACUAAGAGCAGCAUGCGGCCCAAACAGCCUGUGACAGUUACUGACAGUACAAAUGGAGAUGAAAUUCAAAAGCUUGACCACCAAGAAAAUGGCUUGAACGACUCUGGGGGGCUCAAUGUCACAGGGGAGCCUCUAGGUGAGACGGAUAACGCUGGAAUGGAAAAUGCAGAAGAGCAAACUGUUGAUGCUGUUAAUGGUUUAUGUGAUGAUAAAAGCAAGAAGAAGAAGAAGAAGAAAAAGGAUAAGCAAGAAGAACAGGAACAUGUACUGCCUAACAGUGACUCCAGUGGUUACCAAAGUGACCAUAAAAAGUCAAAGAAAAAGAAAAGAAAGCAUUGUGAGGAAGGCGAAGAAAUGGAACUAUCUCAGCUGUCCCAAGAACCCAAAGCUAAAAAGAAAAGGGACAAAGUCUGAAGUGCCUUUCCUGAAUAAGAUUUCAGACGGUUUUGCUAUGCUUCCAAUAAAAUCCUGUUUUCAAAAUGUA